ACCCCGCCGCGCUCCGUAGCUCCCCCGCCCCGGCCCCGCCCCAUUGGCCGCGGCGCUUCCGGCGGCGGUUGUGGCAGAAUGGGUCAAAGUCAGAGCGGCGGACAUGGCCCUGGGGGUGGCAAGAAGGACGAUAAGGAUAAGAAAAAGAAAUACGAACCCCCCGUUCCAACCAGAGUAGGGAAAAAGAAGAAGAAAACAAAGGGACCCGAUGCUGCCAGCAAACUCCCACUGGUGACACCUCAUACACAGUGUAGACUCAAAUUAUUGAAAUUGGAGCGCAUUAAAGAUUAUCUCCUGAUGGAGGAAGAAUUUAUCAGAAAUCAGGAACAAAUGAAGCCUUUGGAAGAAAAACAAGAAGAAGAAAGGUCAAAGGUGGAUGAUCUGCGAGGCACUCCGAUGUCUGUUGGCACCCUAGAAGAGAUCAUUGAUGAUAAUCAUGCUAUCGUAUCUACAUCAGUGGGUUCAGAGCAUUACGUUAGCAUUCUGUCUUUUGUGGACAAGGAUCUGCUAGAACCGGGCUGUUCUGUUUUGCUCAAUCAUAAGGUUCAUGCUGUGAUAGGAGUCCUGAUGGAUGAUACAGAUCCUCUAGUCACAGUGAUGAAAGUGGAGAAAGCCCCUCAGGAGACGUAUGCUGACAUUGGUGGUCUUGACAAUCAGAUUCAAGAAAUUAAGGAGUCUGUGGAGCUUCCUCUAACUCACCCUGAGUAUUAUGAAGAGAUGGGCAUAAAGCCACCCAAAGGAGUCAUUCUGUAUGGCCCACCUGGAACAGGAAAAACAUUAUUAGCCAAAGCAGUGGCAAAUCAAACCUCAGCAACCUUCCUGAGAGUCGUUGGCUCUGAGUUAAUACAGAAGUACCUAGGUGAUGGUCCAAAACUUGUACGUGAAUUGUUCCGUGUCGCUGAGGAGCAUGCGCCAUCAAUUGUCUUCAUUGAUGAAAUUGAUGCCAUCGGUACAAAGAGAUACGACUCAAAUUCAGGUGGUGAGAGAGAGAUCCAGCGUACAAUGCUGGAAUUACUGAACCAACUCGAUGGGUUUGAUUCUCGUGGGGAUGUAAAAGUUAUUAUGGCCACAAACAGAAUAGAAACCCUGGACCCAGCCUUAAUCAGGCCAGGACGUAUUGAUAGGAAGAUUGAGUUCCCCCUGCCAGAUGAAAAAACCAAGAAGCGCAUCUUCCAGAUUCACACCAGCAGAAUGACUUUGGCAGAUGAUGUGACUCUAGAUGAGCUGAUUAUGGCUAAAGAUGACCUCUCUGGUGCUGACAUUAAGGCAAUUUGUACAGAAGCAGGCUUGAUGGCUUUGAGAGAACGCCGCAUGAAAGUGACAAAUGAAGACUUUAAAAAAUCUAAAGAAAAUGUUCUGUAUAAGAAACAAGAAGGCACCCCAGAGGGGCUUUAUCUUUAGAUAUUCUUGGCAUACAUUGGGACUUCUCACAUUCUGAAUACAUAAAGGAGGUGACAAAUAUUCCACAUGCUUUUAGCAAAGCAAAAAGUUUGUGCCAUGGCCUCUUCAAGCAUGUAGGGUAAAGUUCUGUUGGACUGUAUUUAAUUUUAAGUCAGUGUGAAACAUCUUAUUUCCCAAUAAAAACAUUUUGUUUCAGAA
Molecule: messenger RNA, 1599 nt
Organism: Alligator mississippiensis (American alligator)
Lineage: Eukaryota; Metazoa; Chordata; Crocodylia; Alligatoridae
Gene: PSMC1
Product: proteasome 26S subunit, ATPase 1
Exons: 11
Coding region: 79-1401 (440 amino acids)
Biological process (GO): proteasome-mediated ubiquitin-dependent protein catabolic process
Cellular component (GO): proteasome regulatory particle, base subcomplex
Molecular function (GO): ATP hydrolysis activity; ATP binding; proteasome-activating activity
Source: RefSeq, a predicted model, not a curated record